CAAAAUCAGAAACUCAAGCGCUGCUAAAAGAAUUCCAUCAAGCAAUUAAAAAUGUUGAGUAUUUGAAAAAGAAAAACUACGACCUGAGUUGGGACCUCAUGGUGCUUAACGUGGACAUCUUUGAGUUUCAGCAACUACCACACAAGCUUCAAACUGCAAAAAAAGAAGAGGAGACUGCAAGGAAGGAAAAGUCCCUUCUGACUCAGCAGGUUUCACAAUGCAGAUCCCAGAUCCAACAAGAGCUAGCUCUUCUGUUGACCACUCUGGACAUCUCUCCUGAUGAUCUGCACAAAGAAUACCAAGGUCAGAUAAAGGCUUUGCAGAAGCAAAACGCAGUUCUCCAGAAGAACUUAGAAGAGCUCAAACACCAUCAAGACUCAGCAAUGAGGAUGGAUUUAUCCAACCUUGAAGCCCAAAAAAGCCACUUGGAGAGUCAAUGUGAGCACAUCCGGGAGGUGAUUCAGAUCCAAAGCCAACAGCAGGAUGGAGAACUCGUCUAUCCUGAACAGACAGAGGAGUUAAAAAGUGAAAUAAAAUCCCUCAGACAGGAAAAGAAAGACCUUCUGGAAGAACAAAGGGAGAUGGAAAAUUCUAAACUGGAAACUCAAGCGCUGCUGAAAGAAUUCCAUCAAGUGAAUUCUAAUAUUGAAGAUUUAAAAAAGAUAAACUACGACCUGAAAUGGGAACUCAAGGAGCUUCACGUGGACAUCUUAGAAGAACAAGGCAUGUCAGCCAAGCUUGAAGCUUCAAAAAAAGAGCAGGAGUUUUUACAGAAGGAAAAUGCAGUUCUGACUGAUCAGAUGGCAGAAUGCAGAUCCAAGAUCCACCAGCAGACAUCUGUUGUGUUUGAGCCCCAGAGUCCUGCUAGAAACCAGCCAAUAUGUUUCUGCACCCGACAAGGGACUCAGUCAAACCAGACGUCUGCCCAGAUCAUGCAGAGUUUACCAACCCUGGUCCUCAGGGACCACGGAGAUUGA
Oryzias latipes (Japanese medaka) is the source of this 977-nucleotide messenger RNA. The record is from RefSeq and is a predicted model, not a curated record. NCBI's taxonomy places the organism in Eukaryota, Metazoa, Chordata, Actinopteri, Beloniformes, Adrianichthyidae.